This is a messenger RNA of Danio aesculapii, 794 nucleotides long. RefSeq names its product EEF1A lysine methyltransferase 2 (gene eef1akmt2). Gene Ontology annotation, biological process: peptidyl-lysine dimethylation; peptidyl-lysine monomethylation. The transcript is spliced from 6 exons. Bases 15 to 716 code for a protein of 233 amino acids. NCBI's taxonomy places the organism in Eukaryota, Metazoa, Chordata, Actinopteri, Cypriniformes, Danionidae. The record is from RefSeq and is a predicted model, not a curated record. Gene Ontology annotation, molecular function: protein-lysine N-methyltransferase activity. Gene Ontology annotation, cellular component: cytoplasm.
GACAGGACGUCAGGAUGGAGUCGUCAGUGAGUACACAUGGGACAGGAGAUUGUCCAGUUAAUUGUACAAAAUCAGAAGAUUUUGCGCCUUCAAAACUCGGAACAAAGGAAUACUGGGAUGGUGCAUACAAGAGAGAGCUGCAGACUUACAAGGAUAUUGGAGAUGUUGGAGAAAUAUGGUUUGGUGAGGAAAGCAUGCAUAGAGUGAUCAGAUGGAUGGAAGCGCAAAAUAUAUCUGAAAACGCUGCCAUUCUUGAUAUUGGAACUGGAAAUGGGAUGUUUCUUGUGGAACUGGCGAGGCAUGGUUUUUCAAGCCUUACUGGAAUCGACUAUUCUAAGGCUGCUGUAGAGUUCACCACAAAUAUUCUGGAAGAAGAGGGCUUAAAAAAUAUAAAUAUUCAGGUGGAGGAUUUCCUGAACCCCAGCACGGAAUUAAAGGGUUUUGAUGUAUGUAUUGAUAAAGGCACAUUUGAUGCCAUUAGUUUGAGCCCAGAGGACAGAGAAGAGGCAAAAAAACAUUAUGUGACGUCUUUAAGAGCUGCCAUGCAGCAUAACGGCUUCUUCAUCAUCACUUCCUGCAACUGGACUAAAGAGCAGCUGCUGGAGAUCUUCACACCUGGUUUUGAAUUUGUGCAAGAGUUGCCCACCCCUCAUUUCCAGUUUGGCGGUGUGACGGGUAACAGUGUGACCGCUUUGGUAUUUCAACGGAUUGACUGAUGUUACACUUUUUUUACUUUAGUAUUUUUUUGUUCUUCUGUUAGGAAAUCUGUUAUGAUUUUUAAUAAUAAACUCUUG